This is a messenger RNA of Scutellospora calospora, 528 nucleotides long. Lineage: Eukaryota; Fungi; Glomeromycota; Glomeromycetes; Diversisporales; Gigasporaceae. The record is from the annotation of a GenBank genome assembly.
UCGAGUGUUGUUAAAAAUGAAAAUGCAAGAGCAGCAUGGAUCAUCCAAAACUAUGUAAGAGCUCAUGCAUUAUUUCAUGCCGUGAGAUUGGGUCCGUCGUUUAUUAGUGUGUCCGUUGCGCAAGCCAUUAUCACUAAGCGAGGAAUUCUUUCAAGAUAUUUUAUUCAAAAACUUCUUAUUCACUACGGAAGUUAUGAUUUAAAAUUAAUUGAAAAGAAAAUAUCACAUAAUGUCGGACAAUUCGACAUAAGAUCUUUAGAAAAAAAGUCACAUAAACCCUGGGGUAGUGAUUUACAAUUAUCGGUCUUCACAUAUAACCUAUCAGUUGCGAAAAGCCAGUUUGAAACAAGCGAACUGUGUAUAAAAGGCAAUGAUAUGGAGUUGUUUCACUUUCCUUCUGGUGGGCCACAUCCAAUAAGUGAUGCUCCAGAUAUUUUAAAAAAAAACUUUAAUGCCAUUAAAGAUUUAAUACUACAUAUGAAAUUUAUUCCGUUUCCUCCUAGACCAAUAAGGCAACGUGAUUCCAUA